UGGCAGGAGAGCAUCAGAGUGGCUGGUCCGCUUCGAGGUCUACAAUGGGGACAACAGAGAUAGUCCUCUGCUUUUUUCUUGGACAUCUUAUUGCUGUUCAGUCACGAAUGAAGGAGCAGGAUGAUGCAUUUCCCAGAGAGUUUCCAGGAUUUUUUGACUACAUUUCACCUUUUCCAUUCAAACGCAACUUUGAUUUCACUCCUUAUGACACCAUCUUCAGCUCAUGGCGAACUCGGAUUCCUGAUUUUCACAUGCUAUCUGAGUUCCCUCCCAUCAUGCACGUUCCGAAUGUAGAGGUGUUUUGCGAUGUGUCUGAGCUGACCCUGCGGGUGGAUAAAAGAUUAAACGGUGUCAUACUGUCUGCAGAGGAGAUACAGUUGGGUGAUGGCUGCUACAGCAAUAGAGUGCUACCGCACCAAUUUGUCUUCGUGUACAGAUUGGAUGAGUGUGGAACUGCACAUGUGGUGCAGAAUGGCCUGGAGACGUUCACAAACACCAUCUACUUGAAUCUCAAAAAACCUCUCCCCAACUGGUGGCAAACUCCUUCCCCAGUGCACAUCUCCUGCACCCCGAAGAGGUCAUAUGCUGAUCCAAACUUCUUUGUCUCUGCUGCAUUUUCUGAAAAUGACAAGAUCUUUGACAUCAAAGCCAUGAAUCCCACCUGGAGCAGCACUGCAGAGUCUAGUAUCUACAAAAGAGGCCAGGCUGUCAACCUCCAGCUUUCUGCCCAAACCGGACCAAAGCAGCAGCUCUUCAUCCACUCCUGCUUUGUUUCUGCGUCUCCCGAACCUGAGACUGCGCCCAGGAAAGCAGUCAUAUUGAAUAAAGGGUGCACGGCCCCACUGGGUUCUCCUCAUGCUGUCGUACAAUUUGUGGCUUCUAACAGAGCAGAUGUGGUUAAUUUGGCUCUGAACACGUCUUAUCUCAUUUCUGAGAUGUACAUUCAUUGCAGUGUCCUCCUCUCAGACAAGGGUGUCACUAUGGGCUCUAAAUCCUGCAACUAUAAUGUGAUCCAGUCAAGAUGGGAGGACCUGAGUGGAACAGCAGAGGUGUGCAAGUGCUGCAGCUCAAAAUGUAAAGGCCCGUCAAUCAAGCACCUCCCUGACGAUGUCAAGGCUGUUGUCAGCAUUGGCCCAUUAGUCAUUGUGGACGAAGAUGUAGAGAUGACUCCAGAGCCUUCACUCUCUGAACUGCAAGAAACCCCCAGUCCUCCUGUUGGUGACCCCAUACAGUUUGAUGCCUCUGAUGGAGCAGCGACUGAGGAUGCAAUUGUUUCUGGUACUUCAAUAUCAGGAAGCAAGCUCUCCUCGCCACCUCAGGGUGUCAUGGUUGUGAGUCAGGACCCGGCUGGAAGGCUGACCCUUUGGCUGCCUGAAGAGGUGAAAGAUACUGAACAAAGCGAGAAUAUCAGUUCUGAGUCUGACGACUACUUGACAGUUGAGUUACAAGCAAAUGACCUUCCUGAGCUGCAAGUCUUGACUGCAGACCAGCAGUCUCCAAAUGAGAUCAGAGAUCAUAAUAUGAAUCUUCUUACACUGGUUGACUUGAUAAUUACUCCACAACUGGAAAAGGCAUCAGCUGCAGAGGACUCUCAAAUGAAAAUGUGGCUGGGAGGCGUUCAACUGUCACACACUGAGGCUCCAGAAGAAGCUGAUGUCCCUCUGCCAGAUGAGACAUCUGAAGAAAAGGAUAAUUUUAGCAAAAUGAGCGAUGAGCUGGCUCAAAGGCAUGCAGAUCCAGCUGUUAUGUCCGGAGAAGGACCAAAUGAUGUACGUCCUAUAAUUCGCUCAAAACUUCAGUUCUCCAAAGGAAGAGAUGGCUUGCAAACAUUGAGCUACGAGGAAGAAGAGGUGAUGCAAGAGGACAAAGGUGUGAUCAGAAGAUUAGGGAUGGAUGCACUUAAAAGAAAACCAAGGCAGAUGGGAAUGCGGUCAACUUUCCUGGAUUUGUUGAGGAGGAUGGACAAAGCGGAAUAAUUGCAGCUUCAUAAGAAUAACCAUUGCAUUGAAUAAAUGUAUUUAAGCUGUAAA
Acanthopagrus latus (yellowfin seabream) is the source of this 2030-nucleotide messenger RNA. It is a transcript of the gene zpcx, whose product is annotated as zona pellucida protein C. The coding region runs from base 45 to 1976 and encodes 643 amino acids. NCBI's taxonomy places the organism in Eukaryota, Metazoa, Chordata, Actinopteri, Spariformes, Sparidae. Gene Ontology annotation, biological process: positive regulation of acrosome reaction; egg coat formation; binding of sperm to zona pellucida. Gene Ontology annotation, cellular component: extracellular matrix. The record is from RefSeq and is a predicted model, not a curated record. The transcript has 9 exons. Gene Ontology annotation, molecular function: acrosin binding.